Molecule: messenger RNA, 1557 nt
Organism: Pundamilia nyererei
Lineage: Eukaryota; Metazoa; Chordata; Actinopteri; Cichliformes; Cichlidae
Gene: arl4d
Product: ADP-ribosylation factor-like 4D
Exons: 2
Coding region: 250-855 (201 amino acids)
Molecular function (GO): GTP binding; GTPase activity
Source: RefSeq, a predicted model, not a curated record
CCGGGCUUAAGGUGCCGUGCGCUCGAGUCUCUCCGGAGCUUCUCAGUGCUGCUGGAGGAGAACACGAAGAUCGCUUGUUGUGAACUAUGGCCGUGUUUAUCGCUUGUGGAUGAUGAUUUCACCGAACAUCUAAAAAGGCCUCCAGCACCAUCUGAUCUUGGACAGGGACCAAAUGCCAAUCCACUGAGAACGGAUUAAAACAGGAAUCUUUCACCUCACCUAAGUAGGUGUGAAUUGCUGGCUGGAGUCAUGGGGAACCAGCUGACUGAUAUCGCUCCCAGCACGCCGUUCCUGCCAAGCUUCCAGUGCCUACACGUGGUCGUCAUUGGCCUCGAUUCGGCCGGAAAAACCUCUCUGCUCUACAGGCUCAAACUCAAGGAGUUUGUCAAAACAAUCCCAACCAAGGGCUUCAACACAGAGAAGAUCAAAGUGGCAGUUGGGGCAUCUCGUGGAAUAAACUUCCAGAUUUGGGAUGUGGGUGGGCAGGACAAGCUGCGUCCGCUCUGGAAGUCCUACACUCGCAGGACAGAUGGGAUGGUGUUUGUGGUGGACUCCACCGAGGUGGAGCGAAUGGAGGAGGCCAAAGUGGAGCUCCAUAAGAUCACCCGCACGUCAGAGAAUCAGGGAGUCCCGGUGCUAAUUCUCGCCAACAAACAGGACCUGGACUCGGCCUUGUCUGUGAGCGAGGUGGAGAAGCUGCUCUCUGUUCAUGAACUGAGCAUGUACACGCUGUAUCACGUGCAGAGCUGCAGCGCUGUGGACGGUCAGGGGCUCCAGCUGGGCUUGGAGAAACUCUAUGAGAUGAUCCUGAAGAGGAAGAAGAUGGUGAAGCACAACAGGAACAGGAAGAGAUGAACUACCGGUUCACACUGUGGACUUUAUACACCAGAGAUUUAUACACUGCUCAGAUGCUUCCAGGCUUAAUGGUCCUCUUUAAUGGGAAAGCAAUUUGUGCCAACAAAACAACAAUUACACACGGCCUGAGGGUCCGGAGAAAUGGAUUUGCUCAUAAUAACUGAAACAGUAUUGACAUUGUUUUUGUUCUGCAGCUGUCCUUAGACAGCUUAUAGAUUUAAGGAAACCUUGAAGCAGUUAGUCCUCACUAAGUGCUUUUCUACACUUGUUUUAAAGAAGAUUUCUGAGAAGACACUUGCCUGCUCACUUUAGGACUCACAGAGGGCCACAUUCCCAUUUGAUGAAGAAGAUUUACUUAAAAUGACGUUCUUAUAUUCCUCGAAAGGCUUGCACAGAUUCUGUACCACUAAAUUGCUGUUUUUCUUCCACAAUGUACUGAUCUUUUUUCAAAAUAUUUAUUCAGUGUAUAUGUAUUCGUACUGGACAGAGGCUCCUUUUUCUUUUUUGUAAAUGAACAGCGUCCAGCGCUCAAUUAGCACCAAUGAUAUUUAGUUUAAUUCCUAACAGAUCCUAAGUGCAUUCCCUUCAUAGACACACAUAUAUAUACAAAUUUAGCUACCACUGUAUAAUUAUACUGUUUUUACAAAUUGUAAUUUUUUCGUAAACUGAAGACUUAAUAAACCUAGCACUGUACAGAACAUA